Messenger RNA from Pomacea canaliculata, 7134 nucleotides. RefSeq lists its product as uncharacterized. Gene Ontology annotation, molecular function: ATP binding; RNA endonuclease activity; protein serine/threonine kinase activity. Bases 276 to 5657 code for a protein of 1793 amino acids. NCBI's taxonomy places the organism in Eukaryota, Metazoa, Mollusca, Gastropoda, Architaenioglossa, Ampullariidae. The record is from RefSeq and is a predicted model, not a curated record. Gene Ontology annotation, biological process: intrinsic apoptotic signaling pathway in response to endoplasmic reticulum stress; protein phosphorylation; mRNA processing. Gene Ontology annotation, cellular component: IRE1-TRAF2-ASK1 complex. The transcript is spliced from 16 exons.
GUGUUUCUAGCACAAGCCACCCGACAUCUCCUGCUCACCCACACGCCGGGUGUUUCUACCUGAACCACCCCACAUGACUAGUCUAGCCUGCACCCACCGGGGUGCGUACUGUUUGUAACACAAGCCACCCGACAUCACCAGCUCACCCACACGCCGGGUGUUUCUACCUGUCACCCCACAUGACCAGUGUAACCUGCACCCACCGGGGUGCGUACUGGACGUGAGCCUCUUGUCGGAUCGGGUGCGUCCGCUCUCCACCCCGGGGAUCACGCAGCAUGAGGUCUGCGCGCAAGAAGACAAACAGAUGGAGAGAGAAACUGCAGGGCUUCACCCUCACCGUGGCUCUUCAGUCUGAGGACAGACAGAACCGGGAACCGGACGAAGACAAAGACAAGAAAAAGGGAGAGAAGUGGUCGGGGAAAGAGACUCGCUACUCGCUCACCGAGGACCUCACCUUCAAGAUACUCGACCAUCUCUUCAAGGAGAAGAGUGUGACUGAAGUGGUGAAGCUGGGACCUAGGGAGGAAAUGUUCGGUUUAACUCCGCUAUGCAUGGCCGCCGCCCUAGGACACUUAGACGGGGUCAAGAGGUUGCUGGAAGCGGGAGCGCGUGUGGAUGACCAAUCAAACGAUGGAACUACGGCCCUGAUGAACGCGAUACAGUGUCGCCACCCCCACGUGCUGGACCUCCUGCUGCAACAUGGCGCCAGCGUCAGCACAGCCGACAACGAUGGCAACAACAGCCUGAUGCUGGCCAUGAAGCAAGGUGACAUGUCAGUGGUCAGCUCCCUGUGGACACACGCUCACGACCUUGACAUUAACCACACCAACAAGUUGGGACAAACAGCUUUGCACCUGGCGGCCAUCAAGGGUGACAAGUCGACAGCAGAGUGUCUCCUGGACGCCGGGGCCAACAUGCUGAUAGAGGACAAGGAUAACGAUACCUGUAUCUGUGUGGCAAUGCGCUAUGGGCAGGAGCGACUGGCUCAGUUGUUGCUGGCGAGACUCCCCCCUGAGAACAGACUUUCUUUCUGUCAGCGCCGAGCGGAGAAGGUGUUCUCGGAGAGGCGGGACAGCGAGGACAAGAUGCGACAGCUGCUGGAGCAGGAGGAGCGCGACAAGACGCGGAAGGAACGCAAGCGCGAGAAGAAGCGACAACAGCGCCUCAAGCAGAAGAUCAAAGCGCGCGCGGGGGAGGCUGACAGCGAGGUCGGAGGUCAGGAGGCGAGCAAGGGCGACAGCGACACCAUCACCAGAGUUACUUCCCUGGACGAGCUGGACGAUAUCCCGCUAACCGUUGGACCGGACGGACGGCGGGAUAUCCCAGCAUACGCCGCAGCUGCAGCCACCAUCCUGACCCCUACCCACCAAGACUUUCAGGUGGAGGAGGAGUGGAUGAUGGUGGGAGGAAAACGCUCCUACCCAGUACGUCUGCGCCACCUUGCGGGCGAGGUGGGAGGCGACUCCAACAAGGAAACGUCGCUAGGGCGCCAUCUACACACCAGUUCCGAGUCCGGAACCAGCCAGUCACGUGACCUCUUCAGACCGAAGCCGCCAGAGGAGCACACCGAUGUCAACGAGGGCUGUUCUGCUGACGUCAGGAGCUGUGGGCGGGGCUUCGUGCGAUGGGCGGAUGUGGCUCGUUUGGGGAGCACAUCCUUCAACCUUGACCCCGCCAAGUUGUCGCCGGUCCCGUCCGCAAACCCGGGAGACCGCCCUCUGACCUGUUCUCGCCGAGAGCUGAGCAAAGAAGAGUUUCCCACACUUGGGAAAGAACUGCAGGAAGAGUUUCCCACACUCGGCAAAGAGAUUCAGGACGACAUCGAUAAAGGGCACUGCUAUGCCCACAGAGGGGCGACAGAGGACUGCGUUCAGUCGCUGCAACAAAUUCCUCAAAAUUCCUCAAGGACCACGUGGUCAGAACAGUGUGCAGGUGCGCAACCAGGUGAUGAGCAGAAAUACGGCGCCGAGAGACCGACCGACCUGCCAUUCACUCCUGAAGGUUUGUCCCAUUUGCUGGCAUCCAUUUCCAAACAAGGUUCUGGCUGCAUCGACCCCAAGCUUCUCUAUGAAAAGCUCUCCCAGUGGCUUCUGAGGCCCGUCAAGUCCCAAGAAGCCUUCGCCUCUGUGCAGCAGCAACUGUCACAUGAUCCGUUAGGCCUCAACAAAACAAAGGCGACGCCUGCCUCGGGGGAGAAGGUUUCCUUUGCUCAUGCGCCUCAAAGUUUACAUCAGGGCGACUCUAAACUUGGUGGCGACGACAAGAAGGGAGGUAAACAGGGAGAGCCUGGGAAUGGUUGUCAGCAGGAGAAGUGGCCACUUGACAGUUCAGUAGCCGCCUUAUCUCAGCACAAAGCCUUAAGAUUCAAACCGGAAGAGAAAAGCUUUGCGGCGACCUGUGGCUUUCGCCCUGCGUGGAUGGAACAGGAAUCAUGUGUGGCCCCCGUCAGCAAGACCUCGAGGGAUGAGGGAUCGUCUGGUAGAGACAAGAGGUCAGCGUCCACCUCUCUCAAGCAACACACGUCACACCCAGGAGAAAAGGCUGGUCCAUGGUAUCAACCGUGCGAAGGGCAGGGCCUGAAGGUUUCGGGUGCUGGAUUAACAUGUAGGAUGGACAUGGACCACGUGGACAGCUGCGAAUACCUGUGGCCCAAGUCAAUAUCCGGCUCCAGUCACCAGUCUCCCUUCAGCCUCGAACCGAAUGACGGUUGUGGUCGUAAACUAAGUGCAGCUGCCAAUCACGCCCGCAGAUGUGAUAUAGCCAGCUGUCAGAUGCAUGUCUUGCACAGAGAGGAGAGCGGGUGGCCGUGUCCGCUGCUUUGUCCUGACCUCCUCUGUCGACCCGAGCUGAGUGCAAGUGAUGCUACUCACCUUCUUCCUCAAAAGACGACAAAACCACGAGAGACGCGGUCAACGAGCUCUUCCUCCAUCACAGCUUCCCACAGCUCCGAGUUCUUGUCAGAAGUCAGAGCAGCUGAGCUGAGAUCAUACCUCGAUGUCUUCUUCAAGCAAAAUUCCAAGCCUGGUGGGGGGAUUAAAGUUGGUACUAAAGACGCUUGGGGAAAAGCAGAUUCAGAAUUCCAGUCAGAUUACCAUAGCAACCAGACUGCGCUGGAAUAUUUUGACUGCAAGCAGCCGGAAGUUCUACGUGACGGCAGGUGUAUGAUGGUAUCUAUUCCCAGGCUAUCGGACUCUGACUCAGCGCAGACUUCACCCAACGAGAAGCUGAGCGAAACUCAUUCUUGUAGACGACCCUCCCCCACGCCCAUGCCCUCCAGUUCCAGCAUGAGUCACGUGGACAGCCUGGCCAGAUCCAGCCCAAGCCACUCGAGAAGCUCUUCCAGUGUCGGCAUACACGAGUGUUUAGCCCCUGGCUUUCUCAGGGCGGCGUCGGGUGAGUCUCAGACCCGAUCCUUGGAGAGCUGCAAGGACGCGGACGACGGCGCUACCCUGUUUCAUAACAUCUACGGCAACGUGGGGCUCCUGCAGAUGGGCGAGAGCCAGCCGACCACCACCCCGGGUGACGCUGCCGAGAGUCUCUACCCAGACCUGUCCAUGAUACCGGAAAAAGAAGUCCCCGAGACGCCUGUCAGCCCACAACCCACGUGGUCUCGUGUCGUUGGUCAUGGCCGACCACUAAAGACGAGGUGCGCAGGCGAGCCGCUGCCUGAAGACAAAGACGGAGAACCACCCUUCUUCGACUGGACGACACUCAUAGGCACAGACUAUGUUCCUCCUUCGCAUGUUCCAGACAAGCCAUUGACCCACACAGGCUACGCGUCCGGUCAGCUCGUGUGUGUCGACACCAGUCUGAGGGAUGAGGUUCUGUUCCCAGAGAGCCUGCGGGACGACGAGGAGGCGAGCCAGCCCAGCGCUACCGACGUGUUCCCGUCCAUUCACGACAUGAGCGAGAGGGACCUCUUCCAGGACGUCUUCUCCAACAGCUACUUCCUGGAGCAGAUCGCCAUCGACCAGAUCCGUCGGCGCCUGCGCUCGCUGGGUGGAGUGGAUCUGCUGGAUCGGUCCGUACUGCACCACGAUCUCGACUACUUCGCCUCCGUGUACGGCGUGAGACUGCGCGAUGUAUUGGGUCCCCACGAGGACCCCGCAGCCAAAAAGAUGGCCGCCAGCCAGCGCGCAGCGCGCAAACGCGAGAGGGAGGAUGGGGUGCCCGAGUGGAAGGUUGUGGUGAGGGAGCUGGGACGUCGGGCAGAGACAGGGACCGACGGAGACGCCUUGUUAGGCGAGGACGCCGACGAUGGGGAGGAAGGGCAGGACGCGGCCAACUGGCCCUGGCAUUCCGUCAAGGUGCCCCUCCCACACAUCGUCAGCGCCACCGACAGCCAGGAGGACACGGCGUGGGAUCAGGGCGGGGGCGGCAGCCGGCGGUGGAGGGCCUGGCUACGACAGAUCCUCAACAUGCCGUGGACCAUGCGGCGGCAACACGGGAAGAUCGUCCUGCCGGCACGCUCCAUGGAGUACAACAUCAGUCGCACGGGCAGCUACCCCCUCAUUCUGGGCUUCCUGACGGACGGCACGGAGGUUGGAGUACUGGCCUUGGACCGCACGCGUCACGCGCUGGACACGCGCCUGAUGGCCACCGUGGCUGCCGACAGCGAGCCGGACGUGCACUUCGUGCUGCGGUACAAGGCUGUGUGGGAGAGUGCGGGGCGUGUGUACCUGGCCAUGGAGCUGUGUGACUACACACUAGACGAGUACGUGUCUAUCGUGCGCCUGGACCACCGCCAGGACCCGCUGUCCGCCAACCGCCUGGCCUGGCAGAUGCUGAAGGGACUCAAGUACCUACACGCCAACUUCGCCGUGCCGCACGGCAGUCUCAUGCCCGGCUGGAUUUUCGUGGACUGUGACGGGCGCCUGAGGCUGGCGGGCUACGGUCUGCGGGACGUGAGUGCGUCAAGUGCGGCGCUGGGCAGGGACUGGCUGGACAAAGCAAGUACCCUGGCCGGCGACGCAAGAUUCUGGAAGUCUACAGACCACGUGACUGGCCUGGCGCUAGAACCCACCUUCAAAGCAGACAUUCAGGUGGCGGGUAUGUUGCUGUACUACAUCCUGACAGGUGGCCGUCACCCGUUCGGAGACACGGCUACGGAAGUGGAGAACAACCUCCGAAGGGGUGCACCCCGCCCCUCCCGUGUGAGCCAUGAGGCCGACCACCUCGUGUCCAGCAUGCUGACCUCUGAUGCAGACGCCAGGCCGUCUGUGGACGUUUGUCUCAAACACCCGUUCUUCUGGUCCGGAGAGAAGCGCUUCCGACUGGUACUCAUCGUGGGGUCGGACAUCUUGACGGAGAUGAAGACAGGUGUGCCGCUGACCGGCCCUGGUUCGACUUCUAUGAUAGACAUUCUCAACAUCGUGCACAUCAGCGCCGUCAGCGAUAACUGGCUGAGUGAGGUAGACGGUGUGCUGGUGAAGGAGAUGAGGGCGUUCCGUCAAUACAAGAACACUCUCUCCGAGCUGGUGCUGUUUGUCUACAACUGCUGCCUGCACUUCGACAAGAUGUCCCCUGUGGGCAAGGAGGUUCUGGACGACCCCUGCAAGUACUUCCAGGCGCGAUUCCCUGCUCUCUUCAUGGCCGUGUACCGGGCCAUGCGGGCCUCGGACCGCACCGACAGGACCUGCUACAAACCCUUCUUUUAGUCACGACACCUGCGACAGCGACCUCCGCACAGGUGUCCGGCCACCGACACAGCUCCUUGUGCUUUUUGUGUGUGGACUGAUGUCCAUGCAGCAUCGGCUUACACUUUGUCAUCGCGGCCAUCAGCAGAUUUUUUAUUAAUUUUUUUUUUUUUUGGAAUGGUGUUUCGAAAAUUCAGGCUCGUCAAACGUUCAAUGCGUCGAUCACAUAUUUUACAGUUUUUCUAGAUCCUUUUACAGACUAGUUGUGCAUGUCUCUUUGAAGAAGACGUUUUCUACACCACCGCUACAACCGCUACUACCCCUACACCACCGCUACAACCACUACACCACCCGCUCACCUCACAGACAACGUGGCGGAUGUCACAUCGUCGCCUUGUCACACACCCCGGCCCCGCGCUAAGCACCCAUCUGUGACAGUUUACAGCAACCUUGUAGGCGCUCUCACACAAGCUAUUUAUUAUUGUAUACUAUUAUCUUUUGAUGGCGUAUGUAAGAACGCUCGUAAUUAACACUCGCUCAUAAUCAGGUAAGCAAAGUAGCCUCCCUGGCGUACAACCAUAAAGCAUUUACUCUGGCAGUCUCGGCUACACGUCACCACAAGAUCCAUAGCAACAGAAAGUGUUUUGCAGGUAAAAACAUUCUAGAAUAAUCGUGUAACGAAGACCCAACCUACGAUGAUGUGCUGCAACUAAUUGAUAAGUAAAAUAGCGAACGUGUUUCUAGCAGGUACACGUACAAAAUAUCCUUAGCAGUUUAUAACGACUGACCUGUCCGAAAUACACAUUCCAUAACAGCGACCAGUUGUUUUCAUGAAGUGUACCCCAUUCUUUCAGCAAAGGCCACUCAGGCAGUGUUCCAUCCCCUGCACAGACCGGUCCAGAUGUUUCCUGAAUAUACAAGUAGGCCAUGCUAACUUCUCUGUUAAGAAAGAUCAUUUUAAUGUCAAGAUACAUCCAAAUGUUACCGUAGGUUCAAAGAGUCGAACUGUCCGACAUACUUCAUCUUUAUCAAUUUCGAAUCCUUUUUACACAAUAAAAUUAGAGCCGAGAACUCCACUUCCUUGGAGAAGUACCAGAUAUCUUUACGAUUUAUGAGGGCUACACAGUUUUCACUCCUUUUGAGAUGCAACGGAUGUUUUCGCGAACACAUCAGGGUUACAUAAUGUUCAUUCUAUGUUCCCGUGGUUUGUUGGCAUCUUAGUAUUUAUCAGAUGAUUCUGUAAAUCUCCUGGCUGUUCUGGUGCUGUGUUUUGACAGGAAAGUAAAGGCAUUUUCGUGCGCUCCUAGAAUUUCGCGUUGGUGUGAACGCCUGGAGGGGGAGGAAGGAAAGGUAUGCAGGGCUGUACACGUGUUCAUUCACCUGUUAACGUGGCACACCACCAACACAAACAUCCCAUCAUGCUCAACGUCCAUGAUUGGUGUCCUGCCUGCACCAUCUUGAGUUACACACCCAACUAUCGCCAACACCAGAUUAACAU